CUGCAUAUAUUCACGGCGGCAGCUCACAGUAAACUACCCUCUUUUCCGUCCACCAAAGAUAAGAAGAGCUCCAAACCCUCUCUCUCUCUCUCUCUCUCUCUCUCUCAUCCGUAUACUACCACCGUUGCUCUUUCCCAGAAGGUGUAAAAUCAAUGGACGUGCUCUCACAAAACGCAUCGGGAUCAUCGUCAACCUUGAACCCAAACGCUCCGAUGUUCGUCCCGUCGUCUUACAAGGCCGUGGAGGACUUCUCCGACCAGUGGUGGGACCUCGUCCACUCCUCUCCCUGGUUCCGCGACUACUGGCUUCAGGAGCGAUUCCACGAUCCCCAGUUCGACCCCUUCUUCCCCGAAAAUGACGAUCCUGCCCCUCUCCUCCCCGAUCUCGACUCCCUCUUCGACCCCGUCCUCGUCGACCCCUUCCUCGUCAAACAGGAGGAGGAGGAGGAACAGGAGAGAGGUUAUAACAAGGAUUUGGUGUCGCUGGGAGCGGCGAAGUGGCGCAACGCGCGGGUUCUGGCGGAGAAACCGAGGUACGCCGAGAAGGCUCCGAAGAUCGUGAACGUGAAGGUGAGUCCGAGGCCGAUUCAGCAGCCGAGGUAGAGCAAGUCGAGGUUAACCGACUCAUUGAGUUCGAAUUCACGUUUCUCUCACUAGAGAAUGGAUUCCCUUCUUAAGGUGUUUUUUUUAAAUUUUUUAAAUUUUAAUUUUUUUUUAUUGUUGUUGAUUUUGUAAAGCUCUACGAAUUUGGUUCUGUGCAAAAGAACCCAGAUCUAGGUUGAUCUUCCGUCACGUUCGUGUCAUGCUGCACACGACUGCCUUGUAAAUUUUGCUUGUAAUUAGUCAAAAUAAACUUCGAUCCAAAUUCAA
Molecule: messenger RNA, 869 nt
Organism: Rhododendron vialii
Lineage: Eukaryota; Viridiplantae; Streptophyta; Magnoliopsida; Ericales; Ericaceae
Product: protein EARLY RESPONSIVE TO DEHYDRATION 15-like
Exons: 2
Coding region: 153-602 (149 amino acids)
Source: RefSeq, a predicted model, not a curated record